CUCUCUCUCUCUCUCUCUCUCUCUCUUGCCAGCAUUUUUUGAGUUCUACCUCUUCGUUUCAAAAAGAGCUGCCAGCAUGUACGUAUAUAACCACAAUCAAGAAGCAACACGCAGGGUCCGAGCCAAACCACCAUUUAUCUUAGUUUCCAUAUAUCUAGCUAAUUAAGUCAGAGCUCAGUGUCUUCCCUUCUCUAUUAAUAAUAUUAUGUUCGAUCAGUGUAGAACUACAGUUAAUUUCAUUGGGAUAUUUACGCUUAAUUAUAUCCCCACAGGAGAUCAUACUGUCUGAUGCAAUGAGGUGAGCCCCUACUUUUCUGGAUUGCUAUUAGGCUGUUAAGAGUGUUGACCAACAAAGAUCUCAUCGCCAUUCAGCACUGUUCACCCUUCCAUUUUAACUACUGCAAAAAAAUCAAAUUCCCAGAUCAAGAAAUGGGUCCUCAGAGUCGGACGCAGUGUCCUGGAGGUGGGACGACGUCGUCGUCGGUUCAUCAGCAGCUCAUCAGGACAUCCUCCAGCUCCGACUCCGAUCCGUCGGCCCAAUAUCGCCGGAGCUCCAAGUCCAAGGUGGCAGCGGCAGCAGCAGCUGGGCAGCUGCGCAGAUCAUCAUCCCCAAGAGCGGUGCACUCCGACCCAAUGAAUCAUCAUCAGAAGAUCAAACUGGGCACUCGCAUUGCAGAUUUAGAAACUCAGCUGGGGCAAGCCCAGAAAGAGCUCAAGUACCUUAAACUGCAGUUGGCUUCUGCCCAAGCUGCAAAGCAACAGGCUCAGCAGGAAUUGCAAAAGAAACCCAAAACCAAAACCAAACCCAAGAAACCUGCUGCUGCUGCUCGAGAUCCAGCAGCAGCAGUCAAUAUCAAACAGAAGCAGCUGCUUCACAACCAUAUGGAUCCUCCUCCUGCGGAAACUGAUGCGUUUGAAGUUCCAAUGAUGGAGGAGGAGGAGGAGAAAGCUUCGGUUGAGUCGACCAAUGUAGCCGUGGGGCUUACCCAGUCACAAUCGCAAUCAACAGAAAACGGAGAAGAAGAAGAGACCACCAGCAAGCAUGUUGAGGAUGAACCAUCAUUCGUCAAAGAUAAUGAUCAUCUGGAUUUGAACAAAAAGGAGGAUGAGGAUGAGAUAGAGACGGUGAAAGUCAGUGUAGAAGAAGAGAAACAAGGGGGGAAGCUGGAAGAUUUGUUGAUGAGCGGAGAGAACGAGAUAAUUAGGGUGAAAAAGCAGGAGGAGAAAGAAUUUGGAUUGAGGUUGGGAAAAAUGGAAGAAGAACUGAAGGCAAGCAGAGCAAAUGAAGUAGGGCUGAAGGAGAAGCUGGAAGCGGCGGAAGGGGCGAGGGAGGCAUUGGAAGCAGAGAUGAAGAAGCUGAGAGUGCAGACGGAACAGUGGAGGAAAGCAGCUGAUGCAGCCGCCGCGGUGCUUGCUGCCGAUGGGAAUGGGAAUGUGAACGGGAGGAGGAUUAACACUGCAGACAGGUGUACUGGUUCCAUGGGUAAUUAUAAACAGCAGUUUGGAGGUGAUCAAUUUGAGGCGCCGCCAGUGGAUGUGAACUGGUUUGCCGGUGGUGGUGGUGGUGGUGGUGCAGCCACUGAUGAUUUUGACGAUGCAUUAUUUGGGAGUGGGAAGAGGAAGAGUUCUGGCAUUAGAAUGCUUGGGGAGCUGUGGAAGAAGAAGGGCCAGAAAUAACUCUCUUGUGUAAUGCUUUGAGAAGCUUUCUCACUGUUAAGUGUUAGGCUAAGUUAAAUAUGAUGUGUUUUUAUUUUUUUGAUGGGGUGUGAAAUGGUUGCUUACCCUUUCACCUGUUUUUUAUUUUAUUUUUGGAUUGGCUGGGGGCAUGCAUAUGUUGGCACAGGCUCAUCUAUUAAGUGUCUUGCUUGCUUGCACUCUCUCUUUAAAUUUAAAAUGGCGAUGGAGAACCCCCUGGCCGGAAUGGAAUCAAUCAGCUGUGGCAGCCCGAUGUUGACGGUAUGUGUUGCUUGCAGCGGUUCCAUGAGGACUUUGUUUAGAUUAGAGAAAGUAAAUGAAAAUAAGAAAGUAUUUAUCAA
This is a messenger RNA of Malania oleifera, 2036 nucleotides long. Its product is annotated as interactor of constitutive active ROPs 1-like. The transcript is spliced from 3 exons. Bases 430 to 1677 code for a protein of 415 amino acids. The record is from RefSeq and is a predicted model, not a curated record. Lineage: Eukaryota; Viridiplantae; Streptophyta; Magnoliopsida; Santalales; Ximeniaceae.